AACACCUGGACCAAGAGAUGCAAUGUUGUCGUGUUCAUCAGCUCUGAUAGAAAUGACAGCUUUCCUACAGUAGGAGUGAAUGCCAGUGAAGGGAGGGAACAUCUCACUGCGAAAACAAUGCAGGUGACCAAAUGUCAUAGACGUAUUUUUUUUACUUUAAAUUAGCUUAAAUAUUUUUAACAAAUGAAAGUUAAGUGGGAAAAUAUUUUUGGAAGGCUGUUAAUACUUCAUGAGUUGUUGUUUCUUUUCUUUCCGUCACCAUUGAAACACCACAACACUGACCUCCAGUAGGCCUAUUAUUUUGGGGACGUUCGUUCAACUACAAUUCCCCGCGUUAUAUCUCUGUUAAAAACGGACGAAAGAGAAAAGAUAAUUUCCAUGAAAAAAUACAUCAUAAAUUAAAAGGCUUAGUUUAUUUUUUUGUUUUUUUAAUUUAAAGUUUUUAAAAGUUAUAUUUAGAUUGUUAUCUUUUAGGGUGUUAAGUAUAAUACUAAAAACAAAAGGAAUUUUUAAAAAAAUUAUUUAAAAAAACAAAAUUCAAACAUUGUCUCUUUUUGAGAUAGUUUAGUGGGACUUAACCCAUACUUUAUAAGGUACAUAUUUUGUAAGGACUUAAGUCAUUUUUUGUAAGGGCUUAAGCCAGUUGUUAUGGAUCAUUUAACUUUCUUUCAAAAUUCCGCAGCACAUUUUUUGUGGCUCUUGAAAUGUUCUUAUCGUCAAUGGCCAUCUUCAUGCCUCUGUUGGUUUUUUAAAGAUUUAUUUUGCACCCGGUUUUGCUUAGCAUCGAUUCUGGAUCCUUUGUUUUGUGCGAGUACUACUGCGGGUCAUUCAAUGGGCGAUCAGGCAACCGAUAAGAAAGCGGCUUAAAAUCAGCGAAGGUUCUAGGAUUUGAUCAUUGGUGUCACGCUAUCAAAGGUGUUAAUUUUACAUUGCUUUUGUAGAUAUACAAUGUUUUUUUAAAAAGCGAAUAUUCUCUAAGCUAAUAAUGUCUAAGCCAGAUUUAAAUCUCCCUCCUCCGAAACGUCAUACUCUCCAACAGGGCUUCAAAUAUCUUUACGACCGCCAUCUUGAUGACGCAGACUGGUUCCUCAAAGCGGACGACGACACCUACGUCAUCAUGGAAAACCUCCGCUACUUCCUGUCAGGAGAAAGCACCGAAAAACCGGUGUUCUUUGGACAACGUUUGAGAUACGUUGUCAAGCGGGGUUACGCCAAUGGAGGGGCGGGCUACGUGAUCAGCAAAGAGGCCCUAAGGAGGUAUGGGCUGAGGGGUUCUCAGAAUGUCUCCCUGUGUAAAAGCGUCAAGGAAGCCGAGGACGUGGACUUUGGAUUGUGUCUACAAAACCUGGGGGUCAUCUUAAAGUCAGGUCUCGACUCACAGAACAGAACCCGUUUUCUAGGUGUGACGCCAGAG
Messenger RNA from Lymnaea stagnalis (great pond snail), 1414 nucleotides. NCBI's taxonomy places the organism in Eukaryota, Metazoa, Mollusca, Gastropoda, Lymnaeidae. The record is from the annotation of a GenBank genome assembly.